Trichogramma pretiosum is the source of this 1161-nucleotide messenger RNA. Its product is annotated as serine protease SP24D-like. The coding region runs from base 1 to 1161 and encodes 386 amino acids. The record is from RefSeq and is a predicted model, not a curated record. Lineage: Eukaryota; Metazoa; Arthropoda; Insecta; Hymenoptera; Trichogrammatidae. Gene Ontology annotation, biological process: proteolysis. Gene Ontology annotation, molecular function: serine-type endopeptidase activity. The transcript is spliced from 4 exons.
AUGAUCGUUAGAAGAGACGAAAAGCCGAAAAAACAAUUCGGUUUUUCAGUAUGGAAUCAAAGAAGCUCGAAGAAACAUGGAUUCGAGAAAAAGAUUGCGCGCAAGAUCUUUUCAGUUAUCCUGCUGAUACCCCUCGUGAUAAUUUUAACCCACAAAUUAACUCGGGACAAGGAAUGGCUGCGAAAAAAAAACGAGGCUGACAGCACGACUCCCAAAAGUUUCGCUUUUCAAAUAAUAACUCAAGAAGACGAUGGAUACGUAGUGACCGAAGGCAUGAAAAACGGGACGAAAGUGACUUACAUGGAAGCUCGGAGCCUCGGCAAAUCGUCGAACCACCAGAGCGAGGCAUCGCCCGGCGAAUUUCCCUAUCACGCAGCCAUCUUCGAAGGCAACGAGUACGUCUGCAGUGGAAGUUUAAUAAGCAGAAGACACGUCCUUACGGCGGCGCAAUGUGUCGUGGAUAUUAAGCAAAAAAUUAAGAUCCAAUUGGGUCGUAAUUUGAAGCGGGGCCUGCUAUACGACGUCGACGGAGUGUCAAGGCAUAGGCAUUAUCGGGGAGGAAAACGAUAUCACAAAGCUGAUGUUGCCAUUAUUCGUCUGAAAAAAUCGAUCGUGACAUCGAAUUUUGUGAGACCCAUUGCCUUGCCAGAAGCCGAACAACCGUCGGGAUUUUUUAUAUUUUACACGACUGGAUACGGCGUUGAUGUGGGUCCCGAAAGCGUCCUGAGAAAGAUGCCGCUGCGCCUGGUACCAAACAGCGACUGCUAUAACGCUUCUACGGACAACGAAGAAUUACAAUUCGCCAAUGACAUCAUUUGUACCAGGAUACUCACCGAAUACGAUAGUUGCGAAGGCGACAUCGGUAGUGCACUGGUCGAUGGGAGGAAAAACGUCAUAAGAGGAAUCGCCUCCUCGGGCGACGACUUCUGCAACCAUCCAGAUAUUUUUAUCAACGUGACGGACUAUCUGGAUUACAUAAAGAUGGAAAUUUCAUCGGAUAAGUUUAGCGGCCAACAUCCGUCGAUGGUAUUCAACGAGCGCAUUGGAGCACCGCCGGUAGAUCGGAACGAUCGAGUUGAGGGCGAAAAAAACGAAGAUGACGAUAGUUGGUCGCCCUUAUGGGUCAAAGUACUGACGACGAUAUUCGGUGGAAUGAGAUAG